Aspergillus saccharolyticus JOP 1030-1 is the source of this 2142-nucleotide messenger RNA. Its product is annotated as anion exchange family protein. The transcript is spliced from 5 exons. Gene Ontology annotation, biological process: monoatomic ion homeostasis; monoatomic anion transport; transmembrane transport. Gene Ontology annotation, molecular function: borate efflux transmembrane transporter activity; solute:inorganic anion antiporter activity. Bases 17 to 2068 code for a protein of 683 amino acids. The record is from RefSeq and is a predicted model, not a curated record. Lineage: Eukaryota; Fungi; Ascomycota; Eurotiomycetes; Eurotiales; Aspergillaceae. Gene Ontology annotation, cellular component: plasma membrane; fungal-type vacuole.
CUCCACCACAACCGCCAUGACCGGCGGGGACAACAUCCACGGGGUAAACCCCGGAAGAAGCCUUGGAGAGACUGGGUUAGGAGCUUCAGGGGGCUAUCAAGCCACGUCCCCCUCCCCGUCCCUCUCCUCCCAUCGCAAACCAUGGCAAUCGCAACCCCAAUCCCGCACCCGGCGCAGUUCAUCGCUCCGCUCUGGGCAUGAGCGUCAACAAGAGCAGCACCAGCACCACCAGAUAGGCACAGCGACAAGACAAAAUCCCUAUGAUAAUACAGCUUCUGCCACUGCCGACGACAAGUGGUACCACGUCCAUCUGUUUCGCGGAAUGGUCAAGGACGUCAAGCGCCGGGCGCCGUAUUACUGGAGUGAUUGGACGGAUGCGUGGGAUUACCGCGUCGUGCCGGCAACGAUUUAUAUGUACUUUGCUAAUAUUCUCCCUGCGCUGGCUUUCUCGUUGGACAUGUUUGAGAAGACCAACCAGAGUUAUGGGGUAAAUGAGGUGCUGCUGGCCUCGGUGUUGGGCGCGGUGGUGUUUUCGGUCUUUGCGGCGCAGCCGUUGGUUAUUGUCGGGGUUACUGGUCCCAUCACGGUAUUCAACUACACGGUUUAUGAUAUCAUUGCGUCGAGAGGCACGAACUACCUGGCUUUCAUGUGCUGGAUUGGCAUAUGGUCGUUGAUUAUGCACUGGUUGCUGGCUAUCACCAACGCCUGUAAUGGGUUGACCUACGUUACGCGGUUCUCGUGCGACAUCUUCGGCUUCUACGUCGCGUUCAUUUACUUGCAGAAAGGCAUCCAGGUCCUCACUAGACAGUGGGGCUCGGCAGGCGAGACCUCCGCCUAUCUGAGUAUCAUGGUCGCCUUGUUGGUGCUCAUGAGCGGGUGGAUCUGCGGCGAGCUGGGGAACAGUAGUCUUUUCAAGCGAUUCGUGCGCAAGUUCUUGGAGGACUACGGUACUCCGUUGACCAUUGUGUUCUUUACGGGCUUCGUGCAUAUCGGCCAUAUGCGGGAGGUCGAGGUGGCGACUCUGCCGACGAGCAAGGCCUUCUUCCCCACGGCUGAUCGGGGAUGGUUGGUUCAUUUCUGGGAUAUCAGCGUCGGGGAUGUGUUUUUGGCGAUCCCCUUCGCCAUCCUACUUACCAUCCUUUUUUAUUUCGAUCACAACGUAUCCUCCUUGAUCGCCCAGGGCACCGAGUUUCCGCUCCGCAAACCCGCCGGUUUUCACUGGGACUUAUGGCUCCUAGGUCUCACGACCUUCGUCGCCGGCCUGCUGGGCAUUCCCUUCCCCAACGGCUUGAUCCCCCAGGCCCCCUUCCACACGGCCGCACUCUGCGUGACCCGCGACGUCGCCGACGAGGACGACACGAACAAGGGCAAGGCCAUCCGCAUCACCGACCACGUGGUCGAGCAGCGCGUCAGCAACCUCGCGCAGGGUCUACUCACCCUCGGCACCAUGACCGGCCCGCUCCUAAUCGUCGUCCAUCUGAUCCCGCAGGGUGUCUUGGCUGGCCUCUUCUUCAUCAUGGGCGUGCAGGCCCUCCAGGGUAACGGCAUCACGCAGAAGCUCAUCUUCCUCGCCCAGGACCGCCGCCUCACCCCGGCGUCCAACCCACUCAAGCGCCUCAAGCGCCGCCCCGCCAUCUGGGCGUUUGUGAUUGCCGAGCUGAUCGGGUUCGGCGCGACGUUCGCCAUCACCCAGACCAUCGCUGCCAUCGGCUUCCCCGUGAUUAUUCUGCUGUUGAUCCCCGUGCGCUCCUUCUUAUUUCCGCGGUGGUUCACCGCCGAGGAGCUGGCGGCGCUGGAUGGGCCGGCCGCCAGUCCGUUCACGAUGGAAAGCGUCGGCGGGACGCAUGGCUUGGAGGAGACGUUCGGUGCCGAUGCGUUGGCGGCGAAUGAGGGGGCGAGUUCCUCCUCGAAGAAUCGGGGCGGCCCUAGAGAUGGGGUCUUUGAUGCCGUCACUCGCGAGGAGAGCUCGUCAGAGUCGGUGGUGGAUGAUGAUUUGGAGAGGGGGGAGGUGUAUGAGAUGCAGAGGUCCGCGGUGCGACGGAGGAGUACCACGGGGGCUAGGGAUUGAUCGCUGUAGACAUUCUAAAAGGGGUAGCGUUGGAGUUGGACGCUAACUGGUGGAUAAAAGUUUCGAUUGGCCCC